AAUUGAAAAUUUGUUAGUUGUCACUCAAAAUAUCUUGAGACUAAUUGAUUUUUUUUCUAAAUUGCAGUAUAAUUCAGUUAUACACAAAAAUAUAUAUGUGUUAAUGUCUUUGUUCGUUAAUUUUAUUGUGUAAUUGUAAUUAAAAUGGUUGAACGGAAACAUGGCUCCGAAACGCACGAUGAGAAGAUUCGACGUCGUAUGCAGGUGGUGUAUGCGCGUCAAACCCGUGAGAAACAAAUAUUUAUGGAUGACUUGAAGGAAUAUCGAAGAAUCAAAGAUAAACAAAUGCUACAGAGCAUUGUAGUUGCUGUUGGGCCUCGAUGGUAUCAAGCUUUAAGUGUACCUCAGAGAGUAGCAUUGGAUUCUCUGAAAGAUUCUAUUUACCAAGAUAUAUUGGAAGGACGUCCCGAGAGGUCGUCUGUUAUUAUGCAUAAGCUCGGAUUGGUCCCUCGUCCGAGUACCACAGAACUUAUGAAUUGUCUGUAUGCAGGUCGUAACGACCCAAAAGAAAUGCUGGCGCAAUUAUAUCUGUCAACCUAUGGUUACCCUAUCGAGGGGAAACGUACUUCGUAUUGUUUGAAUGCUAGACUUAUGUUGUCGGCCAUCUUUUACUUGGGACUGGAUAACUUGUUAGUGUUACUUCAGAAAACAUUUGCUCCAGAUGAACCUAAACCAAAACCUCCACCUAAACCAAAACCAAAGCCAAAGAUUCCACCUCCAUCUCCAUACUUAGUACCAAUGGUGGCGACUUUAUAUGAGCCACCACAAAUUCGUCGUAAAUCGCCGUUGCCUUUGCCAGAUCUAAGUGACCUCAAUGAGCCAUAUGAAGAGGAGCCCAUUAUACAGAAACCUCCUCCACCGCCACCUCCUCCACCACCACCGAAGAAAAGAUUACCAAUCUCGUACUGCGACCAACUAGCAGGGAUUGAGGAAAUUAAGCCUCAAGUUUCGACUGCCACGAAUAGUAACAAAGAGAAAAAAUCUCCACGAAAUCUAUUACGGAAAUUGAAAAGCUCAAAAUCAAGUCUUAUGGAUACUAGUAAAUUAAAAUCAUUGAAUCUAGACAAUGCUAACCAGAUACCGAAAAAAAAAGGGCGCCGAAGAAAACUAGUAGCUCCAACGACUGGCUUGAGGAAUGUUCAAUAUAUGAUUAACGGAGUAUAUCGAGUUCAUGGUAAGACAUGUUAUGUUUUGGGUAGUGUUACACUUUUACCUUCAGAAGGUGAUCUCAUCCACGGAGGAUACCGUGCCGUUAAUGGAGAAUAUAUUACAAUACAUUGUGGUUUUCGUGGACGGCCGCCGGCGAGAAAAUCUAUCCCUUGCGAUUGUUUAAAGGAGUGGAAUGACUCAGUCUUUCAAUAUAUUAAAGAUCAUAAAUGCUACUGUGGUCAUUACUACGAUUUUAGAAAUGAAGAUACUACCUUCCCUCCAGACCAACUACCUUAUUUUAACAAACCUACACGCCAUGGUCCACUAAGUUUUAACUACGACCGAAUAUUCGAUUUAGAUGAUAAAAGAUUAUAUAUAGAAUCGGAAUUUAAGAAAGCUUGGGAUACAGAUAGUAUAUUACAUGAGGACGAUGGAACUACUCCCGCAAUAACUGAUAAGAAGAAAAAAAAGAAAAAACCUGCUGACACUGUUCCUAAAAAGCCGGCAGACACAGAUAAUGCAAUCACCGAUGACGAUUCAAAGAAACGGAAGGAUACACCUGGUGAUGAUGAUGAUAAACUGAAAAGAAACAGUAGACCAUCUAAAACAGAUGCAAUCCAAAGGAGAAUGUCGAUAGCAGAAAAUGCUAAAAGACGAAUGUCUAUAAGUGAAGCAAAGAAAGAGCCCAAGGUGGAUCCAGAAACUCAGAAAAAACUUAGAAUAUCUCAAAGAAAAGCUUCAAAGAAAACUUUAGCUUCAGAUAGCGGCACCAGUAAAAGAAAUAGAAGCCAAUCGGCUAAUAAUAACGCCUCGGGCACUUGCUUAGGACAGAAUCCAAAGCCUCAAGACUACCUGAAAUGCGCACUACGACACAUGCGGCAAAUGAAUGUUGCAGCACGUCUACCUGAUUUGCAUUUAGUUCCCGAACUCAAGGAAUGGAUGAGACAAAGACUCUACGGGGACCUAACACCUGAAGAGAAAAGGGAAUACCUACGAAAAAGUACCACAUAUUGGAGAAUGUUCACAACGCUCAGCGGAAAAGGGUUCGGGCACGUAGCAACACCUAAAGAACCAAUGUUUCGGGGUCACACUACUUGGUACCACAAACAGAAUCUCAACGAUAAAUUUAGACAUUUUACACACAGGUACAAGCUGUCCAUGUUUAGAUCACAUGCUUACGUCACUAACUUACUAUGGAGAUCUAUGUAUCAAGCUGAAUUUCCCGACAAGAAUUUUCGAGAAAUAUACUUUUCGUAUUUGUAUAGUAGAAUAGAAGAUCUACAGCUGAUACACCCUUAUUGUGCGAGGGAGACAGAAGAAAGAAAAGUAAUUAUGCGAAGAAAGAGAUAUAUUUGUUUACCAGAUGGGUACGAACCGAAAACAUCGUGAUUAUAAUUGUUUCUGUCUAAUGUCCAAUUGUUCUGUUCUUAAACAAUAAUGAUCUGUUAAAUAUAUAUAUA
Molecule: messenger RNA, 2609 nt
Organism: Spodoptera frugiperda (fall armyworm)
Lineage: Eukaryota; Metazoa; Arthropoda; Insecta; Lepidoptera; Noctuidae
Exons: 1
Coding region: 145-2538 (797 amino acids)
Source: RefSeq, a predicted model, not a curated record